GCAAAACAUCAAACAAAAGGUCAGCUGAUGAAAGCAGUGUGCCACAAAAGAGAGGCAGACCAUUCAAACAGAAAGGAACAGGGACUCUAAAGAUCCACACUCAAGACUGUAAUGUUGUGCUGAGAAGGCUUGGUGGGGGCAGGGAGGGCAUCCAGUCUGUAAACAAAACAAAUGAAACCAGAACAGUGUGCAGUAUUAGAGGUGCAGAAGAGGAGCAAAGACCUCAAGAGAGCAGUGAUGGUACUGUGAAGUUGGUGCAGGAGGCAGUGGGAGGGACUGCUGGUAUUCUGCAUAGGGUUGAAUAUGGGAAAUAUAUAAUCUGCCUCCUUGACACCAUGGACACGAUACUUAUCAUGGGAAAUCAAAACUCGCCCAGUGAAACUAGUUAUGGCAAGGAAACAGAAGCAACUACAGGAAAGACUUCCAAAAAAAAGAAGAAAAAAGCCCAAGAAAGAGAAAAGAGUACAAGAACUCAUACUGGCAGCAAUAUGGAAGCAAACACACAAGUAGAACAAACUGCUAACAAAAUUACUAACAUAGAGAAAAGAAAAAAGGUAGAUCAAACAACUAAAAAAACUAACAACAAAGAAAAGGAGAAAAAAGCCAUAGAAAAACAGCAGACAGUGGAUAAGAAGGCAAGGAGUAGCACAAGAACUGAAUCCUCACUCCAUCAUAAGGUGAUGCAACAGUCGGAGUCAACUGUUGAACAUCCUACAGUGAAAAAGAUGGGACAGAAUAACAGCCGAAAAAGGGAGCACAUCUCAAACGCAGUCAAGUCACCGAAGAGACAAAGGAAUGAGUCAAGCGUGCCCGCCAAGGCUUCUGUUGCAGCACACCUGGCCAUAGAUGCCAUGUUGUCACCUGGGCAGAAUAGCAGCAUUGUUCCCAGCAGUGAAGGCAAUGUGCUGAAGAGAUUACAUGUUGAUCCAGAUGCAGGAACAGAUAAAGCUACAGGUCAGUUUAUGCAGCAUGAACCUUCGAACACCGGUGAAUCACCAAAUCAGCCAAAAAAAGCACGUGACCUAGAAGUCUCUGACAGAAGUCUUUCUUCCGAUGGGUCAGAGUCAGAGUCACAGGAUGAAGAUGGAUGGCUUACUGAUAGUGAUGAAGAUGACAUGAUUUCAGAAUUUAGUGCAACCCAGAAAAAGGAGAGCCUCCAUCGGACACAAGAAAGGCUGAAAAGAAGGAAUUACAGACCAAAGCACAGAGAGUCAGUGAGCAAAAUUAUAUUUGAUAGUAACGAUGACAUCCUUAUUUUGGAACCACCCAAGCCUGUGCCCAUGUCAGAAGACAAGGAAGACAACACAAAUUCUGAAAACAGCCAGAGCACAAAGGGGGUGCAAGGCAGACCCUUCAUGGUAUCGUCAUAUGUUUCCUUGAAGACCCAAAGAGCCAAUAGGAGAGCUGCAGGUGGACACCAGCAAAGCCUGACCACUAGCAGUUCCUACAUCCAAGGCCUCAUCAAGAACUCCAUCAUGAAAAAUGUUCCAGAGAUGAUGACUUCGGCCUCAACCAGGGUACCAGUGGACGGUCAAACGGAGGAGGAACCUGACCCUGAGGACAUGUGGGAUAUCCUGCCAGCCCUCCCCCAGCGGUCCUCCAGCUCCCUUGCCACAAGGGCUGCCCAGACCAGCCUGCAAGAAUCUGGCAUAACGGAGACUGCAGCCACUGCUCCAGAGAGGCCAACAACUGUCACCAGCACCAACAUUAGUGGUGCAGUCAUCACAUCAAAGGCCUCCAAGUUAAAGAGGAACUUCUGGACAAUCGACAGCGAUGAGGAGAAAGAGGAUAAAGACACAGAAGAGACAGAGUCACUCUUCAUGCCCACACCCCCCGUGGCCUCACAGCUGGUCCAAGAGAGCACCGUGCUUUCCAACUACAGCUCCCAUGGCCCUGAGCAUUGGAUGUCAAUAGCUAGAGCUAUAGGGAAGCGAAAAAAGAACUCCUUCCUGAGACUUAAAUUCCUGUAAAAAUGCUGCAUAAGUCUUAAGGUAAUCUAAUAUUUAAUAUUAUGUUGUGUGAAGAUUAAUAUCGAUCAGAGGAUUUAAUUUUAAUAAUGUCUAUUUUUUUCACAUUAUGUAUCGCCUCUCUCCAAGGAGGGCGAUGUUAUUGAUUGUGUGGAUAUUAUACUAUAUACUUGUAUCCCACCACAGGCUCAAGGGCCAGUGUUACGGAGAAGAGCACCAAGGCCAUGCGCUCCUACAGCGUAUGCCCCCAACUUUAUCUUUAUUUAUAUAAAGUUAUUAUAUAGUAAUACAUGUUUGUUCUAAUAACAAGGUUUCAUUAGUGUCAUAAAAAUCUUGCAGAAUUUGGGAAGUGUAAAGGGGCUAUCGUACUGGGCAAAUUUUCUGUCCAUAUCAAUAGUUUUUGUGACCAUGUGUGCCUAAUUAAACAAGAGUGUAAUGUUGUGUCGGAAAGAUGUAAGUUAUUGCCAGGUGCGGACAUUUUUUCUGCGGCGACUGUAGUUGCUUGGGUGAUGCUGUGAGAGACAGACGCACAGAGUCGCUUCCCUCUCUACUAUACGCAGUUCUACACUGCAGCCUUGACAUUAAGGUCCCUUUUUUAUUUAUUUAU
Messenger RNA from Eriocheir sinensis (Chinese mitten crab), 2574 nucleotides. RefSeq lists its product as uncharacterized. Lineage: Eukaryota; Metazoa; Arthropoda; Malacostraca; Decapoda; Varunidae. The coding region runs from base 336 to 1970 and encodes 544 amino acids. The transcript has 4 exons. The record is from RefSeq and is a predicted model, not a curated record.